Molecule: messenger RNA, 1149 nt
Organism: Plenodomus lingam JN3
Lineage: Eukaryota; Fungi; Ascomycota; Dothideomycetes; Pleosporales; Leptosphaeriaceae
Cellular component (GO): cytoplasm
Molecular function (GO): alcohol dehydrogenase (NAD+) activity
Source: RefSeq, a predicted model, not a curated record
AUGUCUCAACAGUUACCAAAAAGCAUGCAAGCCCAGCUUUUGGAGGCUUACAAGGAACCCUACACACUACGCUCUAUCCCUGUUCCUAUACCUUCAGAACCACAUGAUGUCCUGGUAAAGGUAGAUGCAGCGUCAUACUGCCAUACCGAUUAUGUCCUGGCAGAGGGGCAGAUGCCAGGACUUCCGUCAUCAUUUCCCCACAUCGGCUGUCACGAGUUUGCUGGAACAGUGGUAUCUCACUUCGAAACGCCAUCCUCAGAAGCCAGCGCACUGAAAGUUGGCACAAGAGUGGGAAUACCAGGUCGGGCUUUCCAUGCUUGCGGGAAAUGCUUCGAGUGUAAAAACAAUCGACCAAAAGACCCGGUCGCAGAGGAUGACGGAAAUUACUCGGUACAUUGCGUCAGUGCGGGUAACAACGGCCUUAGUAGAAAUGGAGGCUUCGCAGAGUAUGCUGUAGUGGAUGCAAGGCAGGUCGCUCCGAUACCUGGAAGUUUGACGGCCGUGGAAACAGCACCUUUGAUGUGUGCUGGCGUCACCAUCUACGCAGCUCUGUUACGAUGUGGACAAAAAGAAGGUUCCAGGGUCGGCAUCCUUGGCGCAGGUGGUGGGCUUGGACAUCUCGGUCUACAGUUCGGCGCGAAGAUGGGAUUCAGAAUUCUCGGUAUCGAAGCAGCAGAUGGUCCCCUAGCUGUAGCACAAGGAGUGGCCCAGAACCUCAGCCCAUCUCCGCGAAUCAUAGACGCAAGAGCUAAUAAAGCAGCGGAGGUUGUUCAAGAGCUUGGUGCUGAAGAUGGAAAGAAAGACGUAGGUGAUAUGGGGCUUGAUGCUAUCAUUAUAUUACCUGAGAGUCAGACAGCCUUCGAUUAUGGAAUGAAGCUCCUCAAGACUCACGGAACAUGUGUUCUGGUGUCUUUCCCUGAGAAAGGCUUCCACAUUUCGGCACACGACAUCGUCUUUCGUGAUAUCAGGAUCAUCGGAAGUCUGGUGGGGAGCAACAAGGUACUUUGCGAGACGCUAAAGUUUUCAGCUGAGCAUGGCGUAAGAGCUUUGACGAAGUCAUAUCCUCUGACGGGCCUGAAUGAUCUAGUGCGCGAAUACCACAAAGGUACUGGCGGAAAGCUUGUUGUGGACAUGGGCCUUGGCCAUUAA